Molecule: messenger RNA, 582 nt
Organism: Panicum hallii
Lineage: Eukaryota; Viridiplantae; Streptophyta; Magnoliopsida; Poales; Poaceae
Product: cytochrome c1-like
Exons: 2
Coding region: 1-582 (193 amino acids)
Source: RefSeq, a predicted model, not a curated record
AUGGCCGAGGCGCCAGCUGCGGCGGCAGCACCAGACGCCAUGGUUGAGGCCCCUCCAGCAGAGUCAGCUGCAGAGGAGGCUGUAGCGGCGACUGAGGCAGCAGCGCCGGAGGUCACGGAGGUCCCCAGCUCUGCCCCACAACCCAUGCAGGAGGAAGAGCCGGAGGUGGUGUACAGGAGGCACCUUCUUCCGAGCCCAGCAGAGGUCCUUCUCCCCCGCCUCCUGAUCAAGACCCAGCAGGCGCUGGAGGAGACGGAGGCGGCUCGUGAGGAGCGUGAUGAUCUGCAGGAGCAGCUGCACGGGGAGCGCGUGCAGCUCGUGCAGGAGCGCGAUGAUCUGCAGGAGCAGCUGCAGAAGGUCCUCGAGCGGGAGGCGACGGCUGCCCAGCUGGAGAGGGCGGACGUCCGGCAGGAGGCGAAGGCCGUCGAGCGGGAGCUGGCGGCGGAGGAGUGGUCGACAGUCGCCCUCGAGCUGACCAACAUGGCCAAGGCGGCAAUGAAGCUGAUCGAAGAGCAGCGCGCCGCCCUGGGGGAACGGGCGGCAGCCGUGGUGAAAGGGGAGGCCAACCUCGACAUCCACUAG